Molecule: messenger RNA, 2979 nt
Organism: Adineta ricciae
Lineage: Eukaryota; Metazoa; Rotifera; Eurotatoria; Adinetida; Adinetidae
Source: the annotation of a GenBank genome assembly
AUGGAUAAACAAUUAUCGGAAGUUGAUUGGUCUCAAGUAUGCACACCGUUAACACCGAACUUAUUUGAUAAGUACAUUCAUCAAUCUAUUCUUCCUCCUUUGAGUAGUUUAAAUAUUAAUGAAAUUACUUGGAAUGAAUGUCGAACAUUUGCCUUAAAACUUGCACACAAAGGUUUUGAUGAUCCACUUGCAAUCUUAUAUACCUCAUUCAAACGAUUUUAUCCGAGUUGUCCAUCCAUACGUUCAUUCUCUCGCUGGUUGAAGUUAUUUGAAAAAGAUCACGAUGAUUUUAAGAACUACUUCAAACAGUAUUCGGUUCAUUCGUGGAACAUUCAAUCACUUGCGGAGUUAACUGAUUCGAUCGAAAACCUAACAGCAGAAAAUAAUAUUGGCCAAUCCUUUAACAAUUUCGAUCAAAUCUGGUUCUUAUUUUCCAUCUCCAUUCGUCCAUCUGGCAAUGACGUGGAAGGCGCAGUAGAUACAUUGAUUUUAGAUGAUGGCGUAACCCGUUUAUCAGCGAGAAACAAAAGACAUACAACACGUAUGCAUUGCAUAUUCGCAUUGACACCAAGUGGAAAGUUUUCGAAUCAAUUAAUCGUCUGUAAGCAGGUGCGAUGUUUAAAAAACAAUUUUCCAUCAUCAGAGUUUACACGAAUCGUCCAAACACCAACAGGAGAUAUCAGUUACGAAACUAUGCAACAAUGGUUCGAAGAUUUUAUUUCUUUGCCCAAUAGAUCGAAUAAUAGUGCCAUUCUUAUCGAUCCUCGAAUGACUCUUCUCACACCUGAUAUUGAUGUUUUAUGCCAAAAGUCCAAUGUUGAGUUAGUAACGAUCGAUUUGAAUUAUUAUUUGAUUCAUAUUCUUACACCGAUCUUCUCUCUAUUCGAUCAACGAUAUUCUGAAACGAAUCGCGUGGAAAAGAUGUGUUUCAAACCGGCUAAUGAUUUAAAACGAAUCAUUUAUACCAUUUGGUGUUCAUUACGAACACUGAAGCAAAAUGAGCAAAUAUGUCAGAUCUUUAAAGGAACGCCUCUUUGGCGAGACGGCGAUGAAUUGUAUUUGCUAUCAACGCGAGCAGCAGCGCCAUUAAUCGUACCGAAGAAGAAAAAGAAAAAAAUACUUGUGAAAACAGGUAAUAAAAAGAAAUUGUCCUCGUCGAUGAUGAUGACUGAUCCACCAAGUGGGUUAACUCCCGAGCAAAUUCUAUCCUACGUUCUUCAACGGCAGCUGUCGAUUUCCCGUGCAAGUAAAUGUUUAGGCGGGGUGAAACUGGAUUAUUUAAAAUAUUGCCUUUCAUACAAAUCGAAUUCAUCAUUGAUGACUGGUUCACAUUUGGUUCAGUUGAACGCAUUCAUGCAAUCACAAUCGACAGUCGAUUGGCUUCGCCAUUUACGUUCGUUGUACUUCUGGCCAUGUGCAAAGCAAUUGUUUUUACGAGAAAUCUACCAAUUAACUGGCAUUAUUACGCGCAAACGUUCGAUGAAUAUGUGUGCUAAUGGAAGUAUGGGCUCAAUUCGUAGUUGUGAUCUACAGUCACCGGGCAUCUUUUGGCGUGCAUUCGAAGACAUUCAUCAAAUUCAAUUUGAUAACGAGUCAGUCAUCGACGUCGACCAACUACACGACGACUUUCAUCAAUAUCUUCGCGAACAUAAACUGAAUCAAGAGAGCACGCAAUUGUGGACUAUCGAUACAUUCGAAUUUCCUUUGACAAAGAAAUCGACUGUACUUCAGUUACCUGAAUGGAACGAAUUGCGACCGAUGAAUUUAACUCCUAAGGUCACUGUUCUCUACGCAUUUUCCAGUACUGGCCAGAUGACGGAGCCCUAUUUUAUUUUUCCGCUUUCACUUCGCGAUAAUACUAUCACCGAUGGCAAGGAUUCCUAUAAUGAACUGGGUCAUUUGACGCCUCAAAUCUUUCUCACUUGGAUUGAAAAUCAUUUUAGUCAAAAACUUCAAGCUCAAUCUUCUCCAACUGUUCUUGUGUUUUGUUCGCGUUUACCUGUGCUAUCACCGGUACUGGUUUCCUCACUUGAAAAAUAUCAAAUCCACCCGUUUGGUUAUCCUUACACUCGGACAUUACCAUUCCGUUAUCUCUUCGAACGUCGUGUUCGAAAUAAUCGUUCAACGAAUUUAAUCAGUGAACUUUGGAAAAAGAAAUUACUAGAUGAACAACGUACACAUGUCUUGAAAGAUUCGACUUGCACCGUUCAAAACAUCAAACAUUAUUUCGAAGAAGUUUGGUGUCAAAUUCUGCAUGAGAAACGUGAUGACGAUGAUGCAAACGAAACAUUUCAAUCGAAAUGUCAACAAGCAUUUCAACAAGCUAAUAUUCAAAUCAAAAUUCCGAAAAAACGAAAAACUAUUAAAAUCAUCUCACGAAAAUCCGUCAAGCGAACCGAUCACUCUACCAUCGGUAACGGUCAAAUGAUCGAUGAACUCAAUAAGCUAAUCACCGAUACCAACCGUGUGAAAAGUCGUUUUACAUCACACACAGCCACUCAAAUUCUAAAAAUGAACAACCAUCUCCAACCGAAUACAGAUGCUCAAUUACCAUCGACAUUGAAUGGAACGAGUAAUAACAUGGAAAACGUUCAUUCUCCUUCGGCACCAUUCGAUUCCGAUUCUUCAUUCAGUUCGAUUACAUCGUCGUCAACCGACAAACGCACACUCGAUGAAAACGAUCAAUCCAAUUCGACGAAACGUUUACGUUCAUCAUCUACUAACAGCACAAUAGUUAAGAAGUGGAUUCCAUCAAAGCAAUCCGUGGCAAAUAUUGAAUUUCAAUCGACAUCAUUAUUUCAAUUUAUUCUUUCGCUUAUUUCUGAAAUUUUACCUUCGAUUAAUUGUCAAUUUACCGACGAACAUUCACGUUGGAUACAUUCAACACUGAAUUUGUACGGUUAUUAUGAUGAUUGUGACCGACAUAAUUUUCUUAUCGAUAUUGCAUGUAAAGUCGCCAAACUUGAUCGUGUCAGAUGA